AUUUAAUGUCCGAUCGAUUGCUUCCAAGGACAGCUAGAUAAUCUGCAUAUCCAAGGAUUUGGUGAUUCAUUUCGACGAGGAACACUCUAUUUUCACGUGUUGUCCUUAUCGCGCUUUUCCUUCUUGUUGAGAGCCCAUCUUCCUGCCAGUUCGAACUUCAAGAGCAGUUUCGUAAAAGGCCUUCGCGACUAGGCGAUCUAAUGGAUACGGAAGACAAGAUGCAGACGGCUUUGCACCUCGCGGCGCAGUGCGGGGACACCGCGGUGGUGAGCGCGCUCAUCGGCGCGGGGAUCGAGGUCGACGUCAAGGGGAAGAGCCAGCGGACCGCGCUGCACUGGGCAGCGGUCAUCGGGCACACCAAGGUGGUAGCGGCCCUCCUGGAGGCGGGGGCGGCGCUCGACGUCAAGGACGAGAACCACUGGACGGCCCUGCACUGGGCCGCGGGCGGAGGGCACGCCGCGCUGGCGGCCAUGCUGCUCGAGGCCGGCGCGGCGGCCAACAUAAAGGACGAGAGCGAGUGGACGCCCUUGCACUGCGCGGCAGCGAGAGGACGCACCGCGGUGGUGAGGGUUCUGCUGCGCGCGGGGGCCGAGGUCGACACGAAGGAUCUGAGCCAGAACACUGCUUUGCACUGUGCGGCGGAGAGAGGACACGCCGAAGUGGUGGAAGCCCUCCUCGAAGCCGGGGCGCAGGCGGACCUGAGGGGCAAGGACCUCAACACUGCCCUGCACCGCGCCGCGCUGCGAGGCCACACGGCGGUGGUGGCCGCGCUGCUCGCCGGAGGCGCGGCGGUGGACGCGAAGACCGCGGAGCACUGCACGGCCCUGCACCUCGCGGCCCUCGAAGGCCACGGCGCGGCGGUGGCUGCGCUGCUGCACCGCGGCGCCGACCCGUUGGCCAAGACAGUCAGCGGCUACACUCCGCUCAUCCUGGCCGCCUGGCACGGCCACCUGGGGGUGGCGCAGCAGCUCCUGGACGGCGGCGCCGAGCUGAACGCCAGGAACGCUGAGGGGAUGACUGCCCUGGGCCGCGCCAAGAAGAGCAACCACAAAGCGGUAGCCGGCUAUCUGAUAUCCAGGGGCGGGGUCCUGUGAGGUUGUUAGCCUGCGUGUCUUCUGUGACAGUCUGCGCGAGUGAGGAGAACUGCCCGUGGUUCGAGGAACUCUUUCAUGUUUGGAAGACUGCGGUGGACCCAAUCCACGCCAAGAUUGGAGUACGUAGAGAAGGACCAUCGGCAAGAAGGUCGCCGCAUUGCGGAACCUCAGGAUAAACCACGAUAAUACCUUGCAGAAGAAAAAUAAUGAGUUCGGUGAACUUGUAAAACUUGUCUAACAUCCACUUCAGAAAACCCGUAAUUUACUUUACCCGUAUUGCCCAUAAGUCAGGGGAUGGAAAAUAGGAUAGUCUUUGAGGUCAAGCAGAACUCAAGUGUCAAUUGUUAUGUAAUUGAUUUUUUUUUGUAUAAACAAAAAUCUGUUCUGAACAUUUAUCUAACAUUUGUAAAAGAACUUUGUUAUUAGUGAUAAUAAAGGCUUUUUUGUUUUUUCGAUUGUAUUCCAAUUUCAUUCUUUUUAAUAAUACUAUUUAACUGUUUAUGAACAAUAACAAUCAUAUUUUUUUUUAUAUAAUAUAAUGGUUUUGGGUUUUUAUCUCGACAAAAAACUAACUUGGAGGACACACAUUAGACAAAAACGUAUGGAAUUAAACAGACGAUACGGUCUUUUAUCUAGGUUACUUUAAAGACGUUCAAAACUUCAAAGUUUUACUAAAACCAAUUUGGACUUAUGGCAUAGAACUGUGGGGUUCUGCUAAAACUUCUAAUAUUAAAAAAAUCC
This is a messenger RNA of Nezara viridula (southern green stink bug), 1835 nucleotides long. NCBI's taxonomy places the organism in Eukaryota, Metazoa, Arthropoda, Insecta, Hemiptera, Pentatomidae. The record is from the annotation of a GenBank genome assembly.